Messenger RNA from Apis mellifera (honey bee), 1683 nucleotides. It is a transcript of the gene DNApol-epsilon58, whose product is annotated as DNA polymerase epsilon subunit 2. Bases 46 to 1617 code for a protein of 523 amino acids. Gene Ontology annotation, cellular component: epsilon DNA polymerase complex. Gene Ontology annotation, biological process: error-prone translesion synthesis; DNA-templated DNA replication. NCBI's taxonomy places the organism in Eukaryota, Metazoa, Arthropoda, Insecta, Hymenoptera, Apidae. The transcript is spliced from 4 exons. Gene Ontology annotation, molecular function: DNA binding. The record is from RefSeq and is a predicted model, not a curated record.
AAUAUAUAAUACGUGUGUUUAUAAUAUAAAUAUCUAUUUAUAAUUAUGUCUGAUGAAAAAUUAAUAAAAACAAUACAAAGUACUUUCUCAUUAUAUGGACUUGUACUUUCAAGAAAACUUAGUUUUGCACUUGCUAAAGAACUUUUAAAUAUAGAAGAAAAUGAACAGGAAAAUUGGCUUACACAAAUAAUAGAACAUGUUUUGACUCAAAAUUUAACUGAUCCAAAUGUAACUAUUGCAACUCUAAAGUUAGCAAUACAAGAAUAUAUAAGACCAAAUACAUUAAAAGAUACAGAAACAGUUUUAAAUGUUAUAGAUGUAUUUGAUGUACCUAAAAUCAAAUAUGACUUGUCUAAAAAAAAAUUUAUUUUGGAAAAUAUUUUACCAGAUUUAUAUGCUGAAGCACAAUAUAAAUCUACAAUUUUUAAAGAUAGAUUUGAAUUACUUUGGUAUAGAACUUUAAGACAUGAAUUAUUUAUACCACCAAAACUUGGUGAAAAAAAAGAAAAUUGGAUUGAAUUAACAUCAAUUGAAUAUCUAUUGAGUGAAACUAAAAAAGGAAAUGUUUAUGUUAUGGGUCUUUUAACUGAAUUAACAGAGGGACAAUAUUAUUUAGAAGAUACAGGAGGUUUUAUAAAACUUGAUCUAAAAAAAGCAAAUUUUCAAGAUGGUUUAAUUAUGGAGUCUUCUAUUGUAAUAGUUAAUGGAAAUUUUCAAGAAGGUGUUUUACAUGUAGAAAAUAUAGGUUUGCCACCAGCAGAAUCAUCUAACAAUGCACGUGUAGAUUUUGGUAAUUCUAAUACAUUUGGUGGUUCUCAUAAUUUAUCUUUGAAGUUUUCAGAAAAAUUAAAAAUUUUUGAAGAAAGUAAUAAAGAUGGAAUGAUUGUUUUUGUAUCUGAAAUAUGGUUAGAUGAUGUAACUGUUUUACGCAAAUUUAAAACUAUGAUAGAAGGAUAUUCUGAAUGUCCUCCUAUAGCUUUUGUAUUAUGUGGACAUUUUUUAAGUUUUUCUACAAAUAUAUCAAGCAAACAUAAAUUGAAAAAAGGACUUAAAAAUCUUGCUGAUAUAAUAAUACAAUAUCCAGAUAUAAAACAAACUUCCAAAUUUAUUUUUGUACCUGCACCAGAUGAUAUUGGAUCACCAAAAAUUUUACCAAGAUCACCACUUCCAAAACAUCUUACAGAAGACUUUAGAAAAAAUAUACCUGGUGCAAUCUUUACUACUAAUCCAUGUAGAAUUCAAUAUUGCACGAAAGAAAUUGUGGUAUUAAGAGAAGAUAUAUUAACAAAAAUGUGUAGAAAUGCACUUCAUUUUCCAAGUCAAGGCAAUAUCUAUGAUCAUUAUGCUAAAUCAAUCAUCUGUCAAUCUCAUUUGUCUCCUUUAAGUCUGUCAAUAAUACCAAUAUAUUGGAAAUACAAUCAUUCUUUACAAAUAUAUCCUACUCCAGAUCUUAUUGUGGCUGCAGAUAGAUUUGCAGAAUAUGAAACUAAUUAUUCUAAUUGUCAUGUAAUUAAUCCUGGAUUGUUUCCAAAAAAUGAUUAUUCGUUUAAAGUAUAUGUUCCAGCAUUAAAUUUAAUUGAGCAUUGUGCUAUUCCUAAAGAUAAGGAUGAUGUCUAAUUAUAAAUUGUUUUUAAUCUUUGAAAAUAAAUAAAAUAUUAACAAAUAAAAUAUUAGUCCAAAAUA